This is a messenger RNA of Prorocentrum cordatum, 1053 nucleotides long. Lineage: Eukaryota; Dinophyceae; Prorocentrales; Prorocentraceae. The record is from the annotation of a GenBank genome assembly.
AUGGGCCCGAAGCGGCUGCGGGGGCUCAGCGCGCUUGUGGCCCGGGAGCCGCCGCUGCCGUCGGGCGAGAGGCUCCCUCGGACAGCGCUGGGCUCGCGGGCGCUGACGGCUAGACACGUGGCGCGCCGUGCGCGGGCUGGCCCGAGGGGCGCCCAGACGCCGGCCGCCCCGCCUGCAGCUGGGCGCCGACGUGCGCUGGUGCCGGCCCCCUCUGCUGUGCCAGCCAGGGUUGCACGGGCGGGGCGGCACUUCUCGGCGCUGGACGACAGGGGCGCCAACGGUCAGGACCUCGCUGGAGACGGAGGGGGGGCCGCCGAGGGCGACAGCAGCUCCAGCGGCUCCAACUCGGUGAUCGAGCACCUGGGGCGCGGCCGCGUGCGGAUGCGGCAUCUGCGCGCUCGGAGGGCGCAGAGGCGUGCGAAGCUGUGCGCCGACGCGAUCCUUGCUGCUCAGGAAGCUGGGGUGAGCCUCCUGGAGACCUUGGCCGUGACGCGGCCGACGCAGGUGAGGUACCAGCGUUACUUCGAUCUCUUCUACUCGCGUGUCGGCCUGAAGCGGGGGGACAUCCUCGCGAAGGCCGACACAGAGAUCGACGAGCUGUUCUGCAACUACUUGACCGAGAAUUACUUGCAGGGCGAGCAGAGAAGCUAUGGGGAUCAGACCAUGGCGGCUGGGGGCUUGGAUGCAGUGUUCAGACGACUGGGCUCGGCAGCCUCGAAGGAGCCGCUGUGGAAUUUCGACUGCCCCGAGGCGUCGGCCCUGCUCAGGGAGGCGGCAGAGGAUCUCGGAAUCGCUCCCGUCACUCUGCAUCAGAUGAGGCACUCGGGGGCCAGCGUCGACCUGGCCAAUGGAUGGCGCAAUCUCACUUCGACUCAGAGGCGGGGCGAGUGGGCCCAAGCCAAGUCCGUGCACCGCUACGAGCACAGUAGCAUGCUGGGGAGCAGCUACGCGAAGUUGGCGCCAGCUCUGCGUGCAGUGCGCGAACAGGCGGAGAGGCAGUUGACCCAGAUCUUGACGGGACAGCCCCUCAGCGUGCGUCCAGGGCAAAACUGA